UAUUCCUCCCACUGACACCAAUGAUGGGGCACUAUUCCUCCCACUGACACCAAUGAUGGGGCACUAUUCCUCCCACUGACACCAAUGAUGGGGCACUAUUCCUCCCACUGACACCGAUGAUGGGGCACUAUUCCUCCCACUGAACUGAAAGAAGGAGCAGCCGCUCCUCUCCCCCACUGACACUAACGAUGGGGCACUAUUCCUCCUCCACACUGACACCAACGAUGAGGUACUGUUCCUCCCCCACUGACACCAACGAUGGGGCACUAUUCCUCCUCCCCACUGACACCAACGAUGGGGCACUAUUCCUCCCCCACUGACACCAAUGAUGGGGCACUUUUCUCCCCACUGAUACCAAUGAUGGGGCACUAUUCCUCCCCCACUGACACCAAUGAUGGGGCACUAUUCCUCCCCCCACUGACACCAACGAUGGGGCACUAUUCCUCCUCCCCACUGACACCAACGAUGGGGCACUAUUCCUCCUCCCCACUGACACCAAUGAUGGGGCACUAUUCCUCCCCCCACUGACACCAAUGAUGGGGCACUAUUCCUCCUCCCCACUGACACCAAUGAUGGGGCGC
This is a messenger RNA of Staurois parvus, 581 nucleotides long. The record is from the annotation of a GenBank genome assembly. Lineage: Eukaryota; Metazoa; Chordata; Amphibia; Anura; Ranidae.